CUCACAUUCAACAUCCACAAGCAACACCAUACCUCUGCGUUGAGCUUUCUGGGGUGCUCUACAAAGCAUAUUCUGGGUUACUAGAAGACUACAGCCAUGUCACAGCUAUCUACAGUUUCCGCAUUCGUGGAAGGUGCACCUCCUGGAGAGGUAAGUCGACACUCAUGCCGCACCAAAGCUUCUGCUAACUCUCCCCAAGCUUGCAGAUGUUAUCGCUGGUACGAAUAUAUUCCUGCGUGCUUCAAAUACCUUGCUGAAACCGCCAAAAUAGACAUUAAAGCUCUGACGAUCGAUACGCCCGGCCUGGUUUCGCAGCUUGGACCUGCGUUCGAGAAAUACAAUGAGGAACAAUUCGCGACGGUGAAGCUGCCGGGCGGCAGUCAACAUGUUCGUUCUUAGAAAAGAUUGGAUUUGGAAAGAGGCUAAUGGUGUUGAAGGUUAUUGUCAGCUCGCAUAACUCUUUGGGUGAUGGAAGAUAUUAUGACGUGGAGAGCUCUUCCAGUUUUGCUUUCGAUCAUGCUACGCAGGUAGGCCAUUCCCUAUUCUGGGCCACAACAAUACUGGAAUAUGUAUCUGACGACAUAUAGAAAGCAAGCGCGGUUCAGAGCCAUGUUCUGGAGAGCAGUCAAUUGGAUCUCAUGUACGUUGCUGUUAAAGGAGGAUGCAGAUGAUUUUUCCCGCUAACAUUUCAUCUCAGCAAAUCGCUCCUCAAAAGUUUAGGCUCCCAUUGCAGCGAGCACUACCCUAAUUCCUCGUAUGGUGUCUACCCAAUAGAGAAUGACUCGGAUAUCGCAAUACUCGUUGUUGCAAACAAGUACAGCCCAAACAACUUCUGGUAAACCAGCCAGCCCAUUCCUUGGAGGAUUCCAGCAACUAAUGGAAAACAGGAAUGGUCGAUGGCGAUCGCUCUACGUAUACUCCCCCUCUUCCUCGCAACUGAAAGGCAGCCUGAAAGUUGAUGUCCAUUACUACGAAGAUGGAAAUGUCCGUCUCCUGACAACGAAACCCGUUUCCGCCUCCAUAUCGACCGCGUCCGCUUCAGCAAUCAUGCGAGAAAUUGCCGUAGCGGAAAAGAAGUACCAGGAAGAAAUCAACAAAGGGUUCAGCAGUCUUAGCGAAGGAGCGUUUAAGGGGCUUCGAAGGCAGUUGCCAAUCACAAGACAGAAGAUUGAGUGGGAUAAGAUUGCGGGGUAUCGUCUCGGUCAAGAUAUAGGUGGGGGUAGCUCGAGAAAGUAGGCUGAGGAGGGAUAGGGUUUAGGUUGAUAGCGAGCGUUACUUGUGUGGUGGUGUCCGUACACGGAAACCAUUGAUUAGGUACGAAUGCGAACUGUCUAACAUAAGCAUUUCGCCCUCGGCCUCGGACUUCUUCCGAGAAGACGCAAGAAUCUUUUCUAUCUGCUCAUUACUGAAUUGGGGCUACCAAAGAAUCCAAAAAGUAAGAGAGAAAAGGCCACCUAUGCCUUGAAAUUAAUGUUUGUACGAGUAAGACGAUAGAUGUGUAUUGGUAGAACAACGUUUCUGUCAUCACAGCACAAAAUACCAGAUAAGUAUACAAUUUUUCUACAUUUUUCUAGGUCGUGGAACGCCGUGUCUUUGUAUAGACCAAUGUGACCAAUCAGCGUGGGUUUAUUUGUUAGCCCGGAACCCGGAGGGCUUCCAUCUCCCCACACUAGCAGGCCCGACAAGCCAAAUCCCCGUAUUAUCGGCGGUUGACAUUCGGGAUUAACGGGGGGGCAUCUCACAGGUUAACACUCGACCACCUUCUGCCCAAUUCGAAGAGUGCCCAGGGUCCAACGCCUUUCUUCAUACAUCUGUCCGUGCAAUAUCGCAACGCAACUAUUGAACACAUUGCCUGUUACUCAAUUCCUCUCACCUGCCAUUCUCUACUCAAGACCACUCGCACGCAAACCCUCCGACUGGAUCCCUAUCUCUCGGCGGCCCAUUCGCUAUCAGACACCGAUUCCAUUCGACGAAUCUUCGACGCUCCGGAGACGGUAACACAUAUCACACCUUUUGACACGAUGUCGGAAUCCAAGGUCUUUACUUAUGCGGAGGUUUCCUCACACUCGGGCAAGAAGGACUUGUAUAUGGUGAUUCAUGAUAAGGUUUAUGAUACGACGGCAUUCGUUGAUGAGCAUCCGUGAGUUUAUCUAUCUUCUGUCUUUCUGGCGUUUUUUGUUGGGUGCUUGAUAUCUUCCUUUUUGCCGGACGAUGCCGAGGUCGGUUUGUCGAGAUUGGGGAUGCGGUAUACUUUCCGCUUAAGGGGUCUCGAGAGGAGAGAUGGAUGAGGAUAUCAGGAUUUGUUUGGGGUAUGUGGACUGUUGGCUUCUCGUCGAGGGACGAGGGCGGGCAAGUCUGUUGGGUGGAAGCCUUUCGGAUGCACAUAGCCUUGUACAAACCCGCCAUAGGGAUAUCUCUAUACUGCAGUGCAGAUACCUGCUGGAGUUUUGAAGCAAGAAUACAUCACUAACUUCCUCGCAGAGGUGGAGAGGAAGUCCUACUCGAUGUCGGUGGACAAGACGCAACAGAAGCAUUCGAGGAUGUCGGACACAGUGACGAGGCCCGAGAGAUCUUGGACGGUCUGUUAAUCGGGGACUUGAAGCGUGUGGUAAGUUCUCUCCUCUCCCCAUUCCCUGCUCAAACCACAAGAAGAUCCAAAUCCUAACCGCUUUCUCAACAGGAGGGCGACCCUAAACCAAAGGUCUAUGAUGCCGCCGACAGCCCAUCACCAUCCGCCGAGCCCAGUAUGGGUCUCGGUCUCUACGCUAUUGUUCUCCUUGGUGGUGCUGCUGCCUUUGGUGCCUACAAAUACAUGCAAGCCCAGGAGGGAAAGACCGCAUAAGAUG
This is a messenger RNA of Hymenoscyphus albidus, 2846 nucleotides long. NCBI's taxonomy places the organism in Eukaryota, Fungi, Ascomycota, Leotiomycetes, Helotiales, Helotiaceae. The record is from the annotation of a GenBank genome assembly.